Messenger RNA from Manihot esculenta (cassava), 1316 nucleotides. RefSeq lists its product as uncharacterized. The record is from RefSeq and is a predicted model, not a curated record. Bases 261 to 1043 code for a protein of 260 amino acids. The transcript is spliced from 4 exons. Lineage: Eukaryota; Viridiplantae; Streptophyta; Magnoliopsida; Malpighiales; Euphorbiaceae.
UCUCAGAUUGUUAAUUGUACUUGUAAUCUUUUUAUUUUUAAUCCUUUAAUUCGUCUUCAAGCCACUAAUUCUGAUUGUCAUCUAGUAGCUGGCACUUCUAUUGAUCCUGACCAUUAAUCAAGCGCUAAUAUUGUGUAAAAUGAAGCAAACACACGUUAUCAGAACCCCUUUCCCUCAACGAUCAUAAUUUGUUCAUCCGCUCUUAGAAUAAAAUGAAAUUUAGAUAGAGCAGAGCAAAGCCAUCAAACUGAGCAACGACAAUGGCAAUUGCAGGCCAUCACUUAACUGGAAAGCCACCUCCCCCAGUACUCUUCUCCCCUCGCUCCCCCAAAUUCAUCAUCCCAUUUGCCAAACCUAGAUUACACCACCAUAGAAUUACUAAAAUACCCUCUUCAUCAUUUAGAAAUGGAAGCAAUACUCCAUCUGAAACAGGGUGCCCUGUUCCACUUGACCAACAGCCCAUAAAUGAGUACCAGAAUCUCUCCACUUCCUUCCCCUUUUCCUUGGCUGCCAACGAUAUUGUUGCCUAUUGCUCUCGACUGUUCGUUUUUGGCGCUGCUUUCGCGCUCUUUAUCGGGUUGCCCGUCGCUUGGUUUGGUUCCGUGAGACCAGAAUCGGAGCCGUGGAAGCCAAUUCUUGCAGCUGCAUCCAGUGGGAUUCUUGUGGUGAGCCUCGCUGUUGUCAGGAUGUAUCUGGGCUGGGCCUACGUGGGGAAUCGAUUGCUCAGUGCCACUGUUGAAUACGAAGAGACAGGGUGGUAUGAUGGUCAGAUAUGGGUGAAGACCUCUGAAGUUUUGGCACGAGAUCGACUCCUUGGUUCAUUUACUGUUAAGCCCAUACUUGGCAGAUUAAAGUACACUCUUCUAACACUCGCAACAUCAUUAUUUAUAUGCAUUAUUCUGUUCAUCAAUGUUGAUGGAGUCCAAAAGGGUUCGUACAUGACUGAAGCAGCCAAGGAUAGAGCCAUUCCUGGGGUGUAUAAUGAUGAUUCAGCCAGAUCAUUCGAGCCAGAUGCAUUCUGCGGUGAGCCAAAUCUUUCAUAGUUACAGAAGAAAAAGAAAAUUAAGCAACUGUCAAUAUUUUGUACAGGGCAGUAUAGAUUCAGGAGCAUAUUUUUAUAUCUAUUCCCUUUCUGUACGGUUAUAUAAGUGCCUAUAUAUAUGCUGUAAAAUAUUUUCCACUGUGGUUAAUAGAUUGCUGUGAACAAAUAAGUUCAAUAACAUCGAAAUAUGUUCACCUCUCAUUUGUUUAUUUGGAUGCCUUUGCUGCUUUUGGCAUAGCUUUUCAAGUAUUCAAUUCAGUAGAUUUAAUUGAAA